AUGACACAAAGUUUAAUAACACCCGAGACUCGUAUCAAAGUUACUUCAGUUCUCAAUCGCGACACAGCGACUUUUGGCAAACAGCACCUGAUUGACGGCAGCGAAGAAACAUGUUGGAAUUCUGAACAGGUAAUAUACAGCCUUUCGAUCGUACAAUAUACAAUAAUCUCACACUUUGGAAGUGAGCCUGUCACGGUUGAAGCGAUCCUAUUCACGUUCCAGGGCGGAUUCGUAGGCAAAAAAUGUCUCGCACUUGCCAGUUUACCUGACACACCGAACGAUUACAGCAUCGAUCUUGGCGCCUUUUAUCCAGAGGAUAUCAACUCGACACAAAAGUUUCCCUUAAGCUCAGUCGAUAGCAAGAUCCAGCGACUCAAGAUCGUGUUUGAAGAAAGCACAGAUUUCUAUGGACGCAUCACGGUUUAUAAAAUGGAUAUUCUUGGUCAUCAUUAA
This is a messenger RNA of Zychaea mexicana, 453 nucleotides long. RefSeq lists its product as uncharacterized. The coding region runs from base 1 to 453 and encodes 150 amino acids. Lineage: Eukaryota; Fungi; Mucoromycota; Mucoromycetes; Mucorales; Lichtheimiaceae. The transcript is spliced from 3 exons. The record is from RefSeq and is a predicted model, not a curated record.